CAGGUGGCGGUGCGCCUGCCCGCCCGCCCUCGGGCCCGACGCGUGCGGGAUCAAAGCGGCCGGGAAGGGGCGGGGAGGGGAGGUGGCAGGAACCCAGAGGUGUUAGCGAGCUUCCCAGGGGAUGGCAGGAGCGUGGGAGCGCAGAGUCCCGGGAGGCGACAGAGACUCGGAGAGACGACGAGAUACCAGAGACCCGAGAGAGCCAGAGGCGGAGAUGCAGACGCCAAGAGACCGGAGAGACGCGGAAUCAGAGAUGCGGAGGAACGAGACCACCGACACCCAGAGAGACCCAGGCGAGAAUUCUACCACUGAACCACCAAUGCGCGACUACUGGGAUGUGCCAGGAGACUAUCUGAGGUCGUAAGAGGUUGAGGCGGACCCGGACAGGCAACUGUGUAGGCCAGGGAACUGGUCCCGAAUAGUCGACGUGGGUGGAGCGCCAGGUCAUCCUUCCUCUCGUCCGGAUCCGGCCACCGGGCCAUAAAGCCGCCCCAUAUGGCCAGGGGCGGCCCCACACCCGGGUGCGAACAGCCUGGGGCCCCCAGCCUCGCGUGCAGGCACUUUGUCCCGAAGCCCCCGAGUGGUCAGGCAUCGUUCUGCGGAGGGUCAUGUUCUUGGUUUGAGGUUAGUGAGGGUACAGUAAGUCUCCGACAAAGCUGCAAUUCUGGAGGAACUCUGAAUUUCAUCCCCAAGCGAGCUCUGCCCCUAAUAACCUCCUGCCUUCAGCUGGGUUCCGCCUCCUUAUACAGCCUUAUGAUGCUGAAGCCGCUUGUGGAGAAGCGGCGCCGGGACCGCAUCAACCGCAGCCUGGAAGAGCUGAGGCUGCUGCUGCUGGAGCGGACCCGGGACCAGACCCCCACUCGCUCUCAGAACGCGAUCUUCUUCGCCACCCCUCGGAACCUCCGGAACCCGAAGCUGGAGAAAGCGGAGAUACUGGAGUUCGCCGUGGGCUACUUGAGGGAGCGAAGCCGGGUGGAGCCCCCGGGGGUUCCCCGGUCCCCAGUCCAGGACGCCGAGGCGCUCGCCAGCUGCUACUUGUCCGGUUUCCGCGAGUGCCUGCUUCGCUUGGCGGCUUUCGCGCACGACGCCAGCCCGGCCGCCCGCGCCCAGCUCUUCUCCGCGCUGCACGGCUACCUGCGCCCCAAACCGCCCCGGCCCAAGCCGGUAGAGCCGAGGCCUCCAGCGCCGCGCCCAUCCCUGGACCCCGCCGCACCGGCCCUUGGCCCCGCGCUGCACCAGCGCCCCCCAGUGCACCAGGGCCCCCCUAGCCCGCGCUGCGCAUGGUCCCCAUCCCUCUGCUCCCCGCGCGCCGGGGAUUCUGGCGCGCCGGCGCCCCUCACCGGACUGCUGCCGCCGCCACCGCCGCCUCACAGACAAGACGGGGCGCCCAAGGCCCCGCCGCCCCCGCCGCCCGCUUUCUGGAGACCUUGGCCCUGAGCCUUGGGGGGUGGUGGGGGCGGGGUCUAGGGGUGGGGUAGAGACUCCAGCCCGAGGGCAGCAGAGGGACCCGGGCGUCCGGGCGAGCAGGUGUUGGGGAGGGCGGCGGGGCGCGCGGGCUCAGCGCGCGGGUGAGAUGUGGUCUAUAUUAGAGUAUCUAUAUAAAUAUAUAUUUCCCUGGUUCCUGUCCCUUUUCCCUGCCCCAACUUCUUCCUUGCGUCUAGGAUUGUACUCUCUCUGCCCCCCAGCCCAGUCCCAGUCCCUUCCCGAGUCCCUAGUGCAUGGAAUAAAGUGGUUAUUAAAUCCCCGUGUGUCCCCGAGCCAGGGGCCUGCCUUUAUCUCGACGUCCACGCCCACCUUCCCUUCCCUUCUGUCUCCCACCCUCAGUCCUGCUCUCCAUGGCCCAAGCCCCGGGGCAGACAGGUAAGUAAAGAAGAGAGCAGAGCGGGAACUGAGAUCGAAAUAGAAACCAGGUGGAAAAAGAGAGAGAGAUAGGGUAGGGGGAGAAAAAAACGGAUAAAAGGAAAAAUUUGAAAUAAAAUCGACUCUGGUGGGAUUCGAACCCACAACCUUU
Molecule: messenger RNA, 2011 nt
Organism: Chlorocebus sabaeus (green monkey)
Lineage: Eukaryota; Metazoa; Chordata; Mammalia; Primates; Cercopithecidae
Source: RefSeq, a predicted model, not a curated record